Messenger RNA from Paecilomyces variotii, 5063 nucleotides. RefSeq lists its product as hypothetical. Gene Ontology annotation, molecular function: S-adenosylmethionine-dependent methyltransferase activity. The transcript is spliced from 2 exons. NCBI's taxonomy places the organism in Eukaryota, Fungi, Ascomycota, Eurotiomycetes, Eurotiales, Thermoascaceae. Bases 234 to 4940 code for a protein of 1568 amino acids. The record is from RefSeq and is a predicted model, not a curated record.
AGCAUACUUUCUUUUCAAGAUCAUUUUUUCUAUUAUGGUUUUCACUUACAUGUUUAAUGUUCUUACUCGCAAGCGAUAUAUAAGCUCUGAAGAUCAACGCAACAACCGGGCGAUCUAUCUAAUACAAGUUGGGCUUCGUCAGACGUGAUGAUUCUAUAUUUCCAGUUAUCAGGUUUAUUGUCGGAUCUUCUAUCUUCGGCCCUGGAGCCGAAAUUGCGAGAUAGGGUCACACCAUGUCGUCGUACGGACCGGACAGGGGUCGAUUCCUGAGACCCAGAGAGCUGGUUCCCCAGUCUCGAGAUCCGCGAGAUACAACAGCGUCCCGCCCCAUGGCUUCCACAGGCCUUCCUGUUCCACAGUCAUCGAGGCCACAGAUUGCACGUUCAACUUCCGUCGCUGCUAGGAAGAAGAGCACGUCGUUGGCAUCCGAAACCGAGGAUAGCCGCCGGGUGAUGACGCCUCGCCCUCCUAUCUCAACUUCAUCAUCUAGUAACGGUGCACGCCCAUCACUAAUUCCAAGGCCAUCUGGAGGGGCCUCAUCAAUUCCUCAGAGACGUCUUUCAGUUAAUCUGUCAACUCCAGGCCGAACCAUGCAACCACCUAGUGUGGUGCAAGCACCACCUAUUGCAGCUCAGUCGAGUAGACAAGCCCCUGUCGUCAAGGACCGUCCCCGGAAUGUUCUACGCAGGAAAGCUCCUUUGAUUGGCAAACCUGCUGAAGGUAUCAAGAGAUUGUCAGGACUGUCAGAUGUUGAGUUAUUGCGCGCAAACAUGGCAGGCAACACCAUAGUCCCGAAGCCUCAGCAGUUUUCGAAGAUAGAUACUGCGCAGGUUGAGUUGCCCCGUCAUCCUGAACCACCUCCGGGGCAGGUAACGCCUGUACUUCCAUCCCAUUAUCCGCAGUCACAAAGUGAGAAGAAACUAGUCGAGUCUUCAACUAGGGACAUUCCCAAAGAACUUGCUAGCCUAUCAACUCAUAACCUCCCACCGCCGACGCCACACUUUGCCUCCGCCAGCAGUCCUUCCACGCAUUACUCUGGAUCACCGGGCAUGUGGAGCAGGGAAUCAACCCCAACUUCCCUGUCAUCUUAUUCGCCCGGGAUUGUUCAGCCAACAAAGGUUGGUUACCGCUUGAGGCAACCAAGUCCUACUCAGGCCAGGUUACCAGUACCAUCCAGGGCUCUGGCAUCCAGUCCGCAAAUAGAAAGGACAGACGCAAGUGCUACGAGGUUGCGGUAUCCGGCUAAAACACAGACUCCUGAUCCAUCUACUAGAUCAAGCCAGAAAGACCAACAGAAAGGUAUUGUAGGUGCUAGGGAUCUCAGCAAGAGUCCCGCAGCUCCGCCGCGCAAAUCAUCUGUGAACUUCAGACAGCAAGCGCGAAACGUAACAGAUGACGUUAUUAAGAAGCAGGAGGAUGAGCGCCAUUUUGAGGAAGCUGAACGACGUGUGUUUUCCCCUCGAAUGUCCGAGGAGACAAUCACACAACAACCCGCAUCUACACCCAGUGUGCCUCCGAGGCCCAGCCGCGAAGGAACCGAGAAACUCGAGUUGAAGCCAUCUCCUGUGAUCAAGAGCAACUUGCCUUAUCUGCGAACGACCGGACACAAACGGCGUGAGUCAGCAGAGGAACUACAUCUAGGCGACCAAUCUCACCCAGCUCCCUCACAGCCAGCUGCAGCAUCUGUUGAAUCAUUUCAGUCAAGAAGCUCUGCCCGGCUACCGUCCCAGCCAUCGGCCCACCAAGGAAGCCGUGCAAAGUCAACGAGAACUCUAACAAAGACUCCACCUCAGGACAAGAAGGCUGUGCCUUCAUCCCCCAGCAAGCGUUUUGGAAUCUUUGCUAAGAAGCCCAAGAGUAACGCAGAUCUACAGUCCGCGAACCUCAGCGACAGACCGACUAGGAAGGGGCCUGUUGCAGGAACUGGUCAUGAGGGCUACGGGAGAUAUGCCCAGCGGGGUCGACGACCUAGCGUUGGCAGCACCAGCGGUAGCAGAGGAAGGUCGACUAGCACCACACGCAGUGCGGCAAAGUCAGCUUCCAGCAGCAAGAGCAGUCUUCACGGCUCUGAUGGUCCAGAAAUUGAUGACUUUCUACUUGACCGUCUCGAACCUGUUGUCAUCAAUGGCGGUGGAAUGGAUGGCGCGCAGCUUCUUCGAGUACGCAGCGAGCAGACCACCGGCACUCACAGCAAUGCCUCGACGGUAAAUCUGGCGAUAUAUGCAAAGAAUGCAAAGCAAGGAGCUUAUUCGACAGGUUCGCUUGUGCCAAUUCCAGGUCCUCCUGGUCAGUCCCAGCCCGAACCAUGGAAGCAAGACCAUUCCCACGCGCAAACGGAGAAUGCAAAAUUGCGUCCUGUCGUAAGCAAGCGCAUUUCGUUCCGGAGGUCACAGCUCUUUGGCAACAAGAAUGAAGGAAAGCCCGUGUCGCCAAGUGGAAUUAAAGCAGACACCCCGGCAUCGCACCGGCCGGAGAAGACCGAUCGUUCGACUGUUCCUCUGCUUCCUGACGUACAGCCGAUUAUCUCCACCUCACCAGAUCGCAAAGGGAAAAGCAAGGAGGAUCCGAACCGCAAGCCAAAGCUACGGGCUAAGACGUCGCGGUGGAACUUUUUCCAGAGAAGCCAAGCAGUGGGGCGUUCAGAGCUGGUGCACGACAAUAAUGUAAAACCUGCGACUACUGAGCUUCCUGUGGCCGUCGCUCCCGUUCCAGGCAGCCGAACGAUACCUCAUUAUGCUCUCCUAGAUACUUCUUCAGACUCUCUGGAUGAUAUCCUGCAUCACGUGGAGGAGUCACCACCAACCGAGACGGAAUAUCUAGAGCCAUCUGCUGAUGUCCCUCCUGGUCUGAACAUCAUCAGACGGCACGAGUCUAUCCUGCUGCCAUCUCCACCCCUGUUGCAAGCUGAACGUCUCCCAGAAGGCCGGUCCUCACCCAAGGUAUACUUUCGCAAUGAUCCCCAAGGUUCUGGACAACUGGAAACGGUUCAGAAGGCUCGUCGGGUUCGUCUUGCUUCCGUUGGCCGGAUUCCGCCGGUUAUUUCGCGGAGAGAUAGACAGCAUAAACCAGCCACGCAGUCAUUCUCUAGGCCUUUCAGUCGCGAGGAUGCUCCUUCAUUGACGGUCACGGCUGGUGAUCAGAGCCAGCAACGGUACGUGUCCAGUCGCCCAGCUCUCGGGAUUCAGACGGACGUUCUACCCAGCAGGCCAUUCUACUCAGAACCGGAGACUGCCAAGCCAUUCAGUGCCCCUAUCCCUGCCGCAGAAUUCAGGUUCCCAGCCGGAGCUUAUGCGGAUGACGAGUUCCUGGCAUUAUCCCCGAGAAAAGAGUCCGUUAUAUCAGGAUCCAGCAGCUCAGAAGGAAAACCGAGUCUGGCAGAUGUGACUGCUGUCGCCGCGGAACCAGGAUCUAGGCCCACCGAGGACGAAGUGUGGAAUGAGUAUGAUGAUCUGAUUGAUAAUCUCUCCCCAGAAACGUCGAAUGCCAAGGCAAGGAAUGAAUGUGCAGCGGACGACUCCUUCAAGCUGGCAACAAAGGCGAGCAAGACGUUGCAAGCUGAACUGAAUGCUCAUGAACCCGGCCGGGCAACUUCUAAUUCUGCUGGUCCUGAACAAGAGUCGGCUAGGUCCAGCACCAGUUCUGUCCGUCUUCGUCGGUCGACAAUCGCAACCGCUUUACACUCGUCUAUUAGUCCAUGUACUCAGGUCUCAUUCAGCGAACUGAUUGGCGGAUACGCUGAACGGAACACAGAAAGCAUGGACCUCACGCCACAAGCUAAUCCAUCCAUCGUUGUUCAGGGCGAGCAGCCUGCGACGUUCUUGCGAUCGCCUUCGCGUUCACGGUCGACAAGCUUUGAGUCCGCUCGCCAUCGUAACACUAUCCUGUCAGAUCUUGCUGAACGAGAGAGACAAGGAGCUAUGGCACAGGCCAAUCUUCGUUCUGGGUCUCUAAUGACCAGCAGGUGGUUGUCAUUUGGACGAGUACUCUUCAGUCCUGCGCACAAUAUGAUAAAGUCGCGAGAGCAAGAGCGUAUACUGGUUAUUGAUGGACUGGGAAACGAUGACUGGUCGUUCUACUGUGCCUUAACCUACCCCACCGCUACUGUCUACAGCUUAAUAAUGGGGCCUUCUCCCUCCCCUUCCACCAACCCAGAGGCCUGGCAGCCCCCUGCUAACCAUCAGAGCGUCCACCAUGGAAGCAUGGAAGAGCAGUUUCCUUUCCCGAAACGAUUCUUUUCGGUCUGUGUCCUUCGCUUCCCGGCCGCUUGUUCUGAAGCUGCACAACGCAAUAUCAUUUCGGAGUGCAAGCGAGUUCUGCGCCCUGGUGGCUACCUUGAGAUGAGCGUACUUGAUUUGGACCUAGUGAAUAUGGGUAACCGGACACGGCGAACAAUGCGAAUGUUGAAGGAGAGAAUAUGCAUGUCAGACCCACGGAUCAGCUUGAAGCCGGCUAGUGAUAGCAUCCAGCGACUCCUUGGGAGACGUGGGUUUGAAAACCUCAACCGUUGUAUGGUGAGCAUUCCUGUGGCCCGGGCAAUCGCUGGCUCUUCAGACUCUUCAGCUUCGGGUCAUUCAGUCACGACAGCCGCUGUGUCGACAUCAACGGGCUGUUCAGCGCGGGUGGGAUCUGCUAGGGAGCCACGCGGUCGGCGGAAGAGUCCUUCUGAUGACGGCGAGGUCUCUCUUGGUGAUCUCCUUUCUGAUCCAUCUCCGUCGGCAUCCAAUGAUGAAUCCAUCGCCAAGAUUGUCGCGAAGGUGGGCAGGUGGUGGUUCACGCGCUGCUAUGAGAUGCCCGUCCUGCCCGACGGAGACCUGGACCACAGCAUCUGGGCGGAUAAGAAGCUUCUGCGGGAGUGUCAGAAGCGAGGAACCGGGUUCAGACUAUUGAUCGGCUAUGCGCAGAAGCCGAGCGAGGUGAAACGGAGGACUGCCAGCGUUUAAUAACGAUCCUUUUUAUCCGAAACACGAUGUAUGAUGUCGGGAUUACCCUUCAGGGGUACGUUUUAUGAUUGACCAUGACGAGAUCACGAACAUGACUGUCCCACGACUGCUCACGGCCUGGUU